Pygocentrus nattereri (red-bellied piranha) is the source of this 12064-nucleotide messenger RNA. RefSeq names its product SH3 and multiple ankyrin repeat domains 1 (gene shank1). Gene Ontology annotation, molecular function: synaptic receptor adaptor activity; ionotropic glutamate receptor binding. Bases 1 to 7479 code for a protein of 2492 amino acids. The record is from RefSeq and is a predicted model, not a curated record. NCBI's taxonomy places the organism in Eukaryota, Metazoa, Chordata, Actinopteri, Characiformes, Serrasalmidae. Gene Ontology annotation, cellular component: dendritic spine; postsynaptic membrane; postsynaptic density. The transcript is spliced from 27 exons.
AUGACGAUGCCACUCAGCCCUCUCUCCAGUGACGAGGAACAGCAGAGGAUGCUGGGAAACAGUCAACACCUUUAUCCAGGGGCGGAGGAGGAAGAGGAGGAUGAGGAGGAAGAGGAGGAGUUAGAUGACGAAUAUCAGGAUGAAGAAGGGCAUGAGGAGGAGAACGGAGAGCUGGAUGGAGAAGAGGACGAGGAGGAGGAGGAGGAGGAAGUGAGAAGAGGAGGUGGUGGAGGGGGACGCUUGGGGGGCAGGAACGAGGGGCCCAGGCAGAAAGUCACCAUGGCUGGACGUCCAGCAGCAGAGCGACAGAUCAGAGCUGGAAACCCCGGACACACCGCCAACCCCUACUCAUCCAACCCCGGUCCUGCCCACCAGCCCACAGCCAAUCAGCAGCAGAAACGGCUCAGAGACAGGAGCACGAGCUCCACCCCUGACGACACUCACAUUGCCAUGAUGGUGUUCCGCAUCGGCAUCCCCGACAUCAAGCAGACGAAGUGCUUGCGGUUUAACCCUGAAGCCACAGUAUGGAAGGCAAAGCAACAGGUGCUGUGCAGUCUGACAGAGUCUCUACGAGAUGUCCUGAACUAUGGUCUCUUCCAGCCAGCCACUGAUGGACACGACGCCAAGUUCCUGGAGGAGGAGAGGCCACUCCGAGAUUACCCACAAUCCUUUGAAAAAGGGGUGCCAUACUUGGAGUUUCGCUACAAAACCAGAGUAUACAAGCAGACAAACCUUGAUGAGAAACAACUUGCCAAGCUGCACACCAAGGCCAGUCUAAAGAAGUUCAUGGACUACAUCCAAACUGGAGCUGUUGAAAAGGUCGCCAAGUUUCUGGACAAAGGGCUUGACCCCAACUAUCAUGAUCCUGAUACAGGAGAGACUCCCCUCACGCUGGCGGUGCAGUGUGAGCCAGGGGCGGGGGAGGUGAUCAGGGCCCUUGUGAUGGGAGGAGCACACAUCGACUUCAGGGCCAAAGAUGGCCUCACAUCUCUGCACAAGGCCGUCCGAGCCCAUGCACACACCGCCCUGCUGACUCUGCUGUCUCUGGGAGCGUCUCCGGACUACAAGGACCGACGUGGGCUGACGCCGCUUUACCACACUGUGCUGACAGGGGGCGACACCUCCUGCUGCGAAACACUCCUCUAUCACAGAGCCAAGUUGGGGCUCCGGGAUGAAAACGGCUGGGAUGAGACACAUCAGGCCUGUCAGAAUGGCAACUCGCAGCACCUGGAGCAUCUCCUUUUCUACGGUGCUGACUCCUCGUCCCAGAACGCCUCAGGAAACACUGCCUUGCACAUCUGUGCUUUAUACAACAAGGAGAGCUGUGCACGCAUCCUGCUUUACCGAGGAGCCAAAAAAGACAUGAAGAACAACAGUGGGCAGACACCCUUCCAGGUGGCUGUGAUGUCUGGCCAUUUUGAGCUGGGAGAGAUAAUCAAAAACCAUCGGGAUUCAGAUGUAGUGCCAUUUUUGGAGUCACCCAAGUACGCCCCCCAGAGGAGGGAGAGUGGGCGAACACUCGCUUUGCCCCAUCCUCACCCCUUCCUACGGGCCAACAGCGACAACAGCAUGAAUCUUCCUGAAUGGAUGGCCUUUCCCAAUGCUGCUGGCUCCAACAUCGUCUCUGUGCAGGGUCUGAAACACGGUGGGACUCUGCGCAGUUCCAGUAGCCCCCGUGGAGCCCGGACACGCUCUCCUUCCCGUGGCCGAACAGGAGACAGAGAGGAUCGCAGCCGACAGACCCGCGGGAGACAGGGGCCUGGCUCUAUCAGCAGUCAGGGAGCAGCCCCAGGGCAGCGGAGGCGUCUGUACAGUGCCGUCCCGGGUCGAGUGUUUGUUGCCACGCGCUCAUACUCGGCGCAGGGGGAGCGCGAGAUCAGCUUCAACAAGGGAGACAAAGUCAAAGUGCUGAGUGUCGGUGAGGGCGGUUACUGGGAGGGAACAGUACGAGGAAGGACGGGCUGGUUUCCCUCAGACUGUGUGGAGGAGGUAGCGCCCCGCAGCCUGGACCACCGCUCAGAAAGCCGGAGCGAGAAAGCCAAGCGGCUCUUCCGCCAUUACACCGUGGGAUCUUAUGACAGCUUUGACGCGCCCAGUGACUACAUAAUCAAGGAGAAAACAGUGCUCCUGCAGAAAAAAGACAGUGAGGGUUUUGGCUUUGUGCUGAGAGGGGCCAAAGCUCAGACCCCUAUAGAAGAGUUCACACCCACCCCAGCCUUUCCAGCAUUGCAGUACCUUGAAUCUGUCGACGAGGGAGGCGUGGCCUGGAGAGCUGGACUACGAAUGGGUGACUUCCUGAUUGAGGUGAACGGUCAGAAUGUGGUGAAGGUCGGGCACAGACAGGUGGUUAACAUGAUCCGGCAAGGCGGCAACAGCCUCAUGGUGAAGGUUGUCAUGGUAACUCGGAACCCCGACAUGGAGGAGGGGUCGAGAAAGAAAAUCCCACAGCAGAGUAAGAGGCUGAGCACACCGGCUAUUGCGCUGCGAUCCAAGUCCAUGACCUCGGAGCUGGAGGAAAUGGUCGACAGAGCUUCAGCACCAUGGAAAAAAAAAUCAGAGUUCGAAUCCUCACAAGCUACAGAGAAGAAGAGGACAGUCUAUCAGAUGGCUUUGAAUAAACUGGAUGAGAUUUUAGCCGCAGCACAGCAGACCAUCAGCACCAACGAGACGCCAGUACCACGGACUCAGGGGGCAAAGCGGGAGAGAGGCAGAGGCUUUUACAAUGAGCCAAAUUACGACCAAUCAGGGAUGGGGUUGACGUCAUCUGGGGCAGGGCUGGGCUACGACCGUGGCCCAUUUGUGUCUGGCCACGCCCCCCAGCACGGUAUGCUGCGACAGAAGUCCAUCGGGGUUCCUGAGGAGGAGAAGCAGUUCCUCCAUCCUCCAGCCAUGAAGUUUGCACGAAGCCUUUCGGUCCCUGGGCCAGAUGACAUCCCCCCACCUCCAACCACGGCACCCCCUGAUCCGCCUUUCUCCUCAGCGCCCCCUUUGGGUUGGAGGGGCAAGACAUCCCAACAGCCCUCAGUCUCUGUGUCCCAGUCUACCUCCACCUCAACCCACUAUCAGCUUUACUCCCAGUCAUCUCACUUUGCUCACGGACCAAGAGAUAGGUCACCUGGACCCCCUACAAGCUCUGGAGCUGCAGACCAUGCAACCCCGUACUCCCAUGCCCAAUCCCAUCCCUCUGUCCCCAGCAGGACUGCUUCCAGGAAGGUGAUGGGUUACACAGGAGAUUCAGCAGGGGCUGGAGGGGCAGCAGGAGCUCGAACGGCUGGUUUGAGGAGAGGUUACAGCAAUGCGGUCCCACCCACCAGUGUGGCCACAGUGAUUCCUCAGCAGCAACAGACUGCUCAGAGCCAGCCAACAAGGACAGAGCGCGGUGCAGCAGGACCAACGUCUGCAGCUGGAGUCCCAAAAGGAGGCGUGCGUAGAGGCAAGGGACCCCUGGUCAAGCAAUCCAAGGUGGAAGAUCUCCGUUCUGGCCAAAGUACACUAGUAGGGAAAGACUCUAUUGAGAAGAGCUCCAUCCCCAUUCCUACCAUCAUUGUCAAAGCGCCCUCUACCAGCAGCAGUGGACGCAGUAGCCAAGGAAGCAGCGUGGAAGCAGAACCACCACCUCCGGGAGAAAGCGAAAUCUCCAAACCUCCUCCAGGAGCACCACCACCUGCCCCCACCAUGCCUCCUCCUGCUCCACCCUCUGUCCCUGCUCCUCCGCCCCCAUCGCUUCCACCUCUCCGGGCCCAGGAGAGCCUUGAUUUCACCAGCCAGUUUGGUGCUGCCAUCGUAGGAGCAGCCCGCAGAGAUCGCGAGCGCUUCCAUGAAGCUCGGCGCAAGAGUGCCUCUUUUUUCCUUUCAGCUGAGGAGGAAUUGGCUGGCACCACUGGAGUAGGAGGAACAGGAAGAAGCCAAGUGUCACAGCAGCUCCAGCAGCAGUCACUGAGCUCCCAACCUUCACCUCGCCUGAGACCCUCCAAGUCUAUAGAUGAGGGCAUGUUCUCAGGAGACACUUUCAUCCACCAUGCUCGUAGCAUGCCACCUGCCUUUGGCCUACCUGAGUACUCCACUCCCGCUCCUGCAGGGGAUUACCAGCCCAAGUCUGUACCUGCUGACUUCUACUUGGGAGGCAGCCGUCAGCAGCCACCACAGCAGCCACAGCCUCCUCCCACCACUUUCAUCCACCCACUGACAGGGAAGGUCCUGGACCCUUCAUCUCCUCUGGGACUUGCUCUGGCUGCUCGGGAGCGUGCCCUGAAGGAUGAUGGACGAAUGCGCAGGGAGAGGGGUGAACACCACUUCAGCCGCCAGCUCUCCAGUGUGGGGGUCUUCCCUCCUUCUCACUCUGUAGCUCCAUCUUCCUCCAUCAGCUCUUCCGUCGCUCAGUCCACCAGCUCUUCCUCAUACCUUGUCACUUCCUCUUCUUUAGCUGCCACCACCCCUUCUACCCGGCCCCCAUCACCCAGAAUCCUGAGAGGAGCAGGGGGAGGGUGGGGAGAUGAAGGAAUGGCAGGGGAACGAGCUGAGAGAGAGGCAGCUGGAGCUGCACCUUCUUCCCGGGAAGGCUUAAGAGUACGAUUCUCUGAGGACAAAACAGUUCACACACACCACUACCAGUCUCAGCACUACCAGCCCACACAGAAGGAACGGGAGAGGGAGCGGCAGAGGGAGCGCUCCCGGGAACGAGAAAGGGAGCGAGAGAUGGAAAGAGUUCAGAGUCAGCAACAACAGCAGACACAGCCAUCCUCACAGUCAACUACUCAGCAGCCUCGAAGACCAUCGUUCUUGAGAAUGGAAAGUGAGGCUGGAGCAUAUAUCUUGUCUCUGACCCCUCCUUCUCCUCCACCCACAGUGACACGCACCCACCCAGCCGGGGCAGGGACUGCGGGUGAGGGGACAAGUGGCAUGGGCCUUAUGGUCCUCCCUCCUCCUGCUCCAUCUGUGGAUGCAGAUGAUGAGUUUGUGUUUGCUGACCCUCUCCCACCUCCUCUAGAGUUUGCUAACAGUUUUGAUCGUGAAGUGAGCUAUUCUGGGAUGUUGGCUAAUAAUCUAGCUACUCGUCAGCAGCAACAGCAACAUCAUCCCCCUCCCCCACCUCCACCCCCUCCACCUCCACCCCCACCCCCCCAAAAAGACGCCUUCAUGACCGGCUUCCCUGCACACACACCACUGCCCUCUCCACAGGCCGGAGACUCUACCGCCUCCAGUCUCACUUCUUAUGAUAGUGAAGUGGCUAAUUUAACCCAGUCUGCACCUUCUCCUUCUCCAUCUUCUCCCAACCCUCCCCCGCCUCCUUCGCCUUCUACCUUGCAGCCCUCUGGCCCUCCUCCACCUCCCUCUGUGUCUCCUCCUCCUCCUCCCACCUCUUACCACAGGCCUUUCAGCUUAGCCCAGUCCCAUCAUCUUUACAACAACGCUCCCAUAACUGGCCGCUCUUCUUCUCCCACACCUCCGCCCCUCUCAAUACCAGCUCCCCCCGCCUACCGGGGACCUCCUACUGCUUCUUCAGCCAUCGUCACAUCAGCCCCAUUGAGGGGCACCUCUACCCUGUCUAUGACCGCAACCUGUGCCACAGCAACAACCACCACCGCUAGCUCCGCCACUAGCAUUGCUGCCAGCACUGCCGCUAGCAUUGCCUCAAGCAUCGGCGUGACCAUGCACACCCAGCGCAUGGCAACUGUUUCCACUGUGGCCACCGGAAGCGGGAGUAGGCGGGCCAGCGCUGAGCACCACCCACCACCAAACUCAGCAUCAGGCAAAAGUGGAGAGUCCCAGGAAACUGUGGUGGACUCUGGGAUCGAGGAGCUCGACAGCCGCAGCAGCAGUGAUCACCAUCUGGACAACAUCCUAGCACUCAGUGGGAGAGAGAGGUUAGAGAGAGCAGGGAUGGGAGGUAUUGGCAUAGGUGGAGAGAGAGGAGGAGGAGCAGUGGAGAGUGACAGGAUGAGCGGAGCAGACUUCCUGGAGUCCUACAUGAGUUACCUGGAUGGACAGACUUUUGAAAUGCACAAUGCCAAAGCAGCCAGCACUGCGUCCACAUACCCCAAGACGCAGCGAUAUAGAGAGGGUAGCCGGGCGGCUGAGCUCAGAAGACAGACUAGUACGGCUCCUCCAGCAUUCCACAGACGGCGAGAGGAAGAAGAGCCUGAAGAAGAGGAGCAGGAGGAGGGAGAGGACGAGGACGUUGGUACUCGGGAUGGUUAUGGUAUCAGGGAAGGACAAGGAUUGGCCCGCUCAUCUGUCAUGUAUUUUGACCGGCCCCGUACCCCUGAAAUGAAGCCUCUUUGGGGUGAAGGGUCAGCAGGGGCAGGGCAAGGGGUGGGGGAAAGUGGAGCUCAGACAGGGGGGACGUACCUGGAAGGGCGUAAGCUCCACCCUCCCAUGUCCAGCAUGAAGGCAAGCAUCAUCAGUGAACUGAGCACCAAGUUACAACAGAGGAGCAAGGGAAUGGAGAACUGGGGAGCACAACGGUCACUGAGCCGACACAGACACAGGUUCUCAGAGGAUUCCACAGGUGCCCUGAGCCCUCCAUCAGCUCGCUCUCCUUCUCCAUCUCCUCUUUCUCAGCCUGCUCUCUCUCCCUCUCCCACCGCCUCCUCCCAGCCUCCUCUUUACCCAGACUGGGCCCGUUCUCCAUCCCCUCAGCCCCCGGCCGCCACGUCUCAACCCCCUCCGGCUCGCUCCCACUCUCCAGUCUCUCCCUCCUCUGGUUAUGCCCCCUACCCAACCUCUCCCAAACACCGGCCUGUGUAUCGCACCAAAGCGUUGGAAUUUCAGUUCAUUCCUAGCCGGGAAUCUCGCAAGGCAGAGUCACAUCACUCUCAGCGCCGACGAGCGCCAAGUCCACUUAUUUCUCCCUCAGAUCGGCCCAAACUGGGUCCACCUCGCCCCUCUUCCCUCCCCAUCCUUCCCACCACGCCCCUCUACAGCAGCCUCUAUGACCUCCGUGGCUCCAUCACCCCACCAUCACCUGCAAACCCUCUGGGUGAUCCUUAUUUCUCCCCAUCUCCUCCUCUUUUUGCCCCAUCUGGUGCACCACCAGCACCAAACUCAUCUUUGGUGGUCUCUCGCUCCCUCUCGCCCACUCACUUCCUCUCCGGGACAUCCUCCCCACCCCUCCACUCCAUCGCUCCUCCCACCUGCCUUAGUUACCCCCACUUGCCCCCUCCAUCCCCCUCCAAACCCUUCGCCUCCAAGCCCCUGCCCUACUGGACCAAGUAUGAUGUGGCUGACUGGCUGGCCUACCUGAACCUGGCCGAGCACAGGGAGCGUUUCCUUGACAAUGAAAUCGACGGCACGCACCUGCCUUCCCUCACCAAGGAGGAUUACCUGGACCUGGGCGUGACCCGGGUGGGCCACCGCAUGAAUAUAGAGAGAGCGCUCAGGAGGGUGAUGGACAGGAUGUCUAGCUCUUUCCCCGUUUCUGCUCUCUCCCCUCGGGACGGACGGACAGAGAGAACAAGGGAUGAGGGCACCCGAAGCUGAGAGGAGAGAGAAAGAGAGAGGGAGAGAGAAAGAGUGAGAGAGAAGAAAAAGUGGGGGAAGUGCAAGCGCCUGCUGCUGCUAGCCAAGGCUAACCCAUUCCUGGAUAAACGAACGCCAAGUGGAGCAUCAACAUCCACCAGGAUCUCCGGUGAGGAAAGACGAGCGAAAGCUUGGACAGGGGGAUGGAGAUAUGCAUAACGAGGGAUCAACAUGCCUAGGAUCAUCGAUAUAUCUGACCACAAUCCAGACACACUCACACACCCACAGAUACAGACACACAGUACACAACCAUUCUCUGUGCGUAAACAAAGAAAGGCCUGAUGUGAUUAAUGCAGAAACAGGGAAUCUUAAUAACUCAGAAAAACCAACACGAUGGUAACAUUACUGAGCCAAAUAUUUUGAGAGAAACAAUCGAAUGCUUUAUUGCGUUUUGUUCCGUUUUUAUUUUUUUUAUUUGUAAUUCUGUGAUUCGUGGUCUAAAUGAUAAGGAGAGAGAGUCUAAGUCCUCCACAACCUUCUUUCUCUUAUUUUCUUGGCCUUUGAGUUCUGGUCUGUGUUGCUAAUGACUAUAUGCCUUAUUCUCCCCUUUCCCAGUGGAUUUGGUGUGGUUAAUUGUUGCCUUGACCAAAAAUCCAACUGAGAGGAGAGAAUCCGCCUGACUUCUGGUGCAGCCUUCUCGGUUGAUAGAUUGUGAUCGAGGAGAGAAGCUGAUCAGUGGAGGCCAAAUGUAGAGAACGAUGCGAUUGGCUUUCCUCUUGCGAGUCCUAAACAGCCGUGGCCAGUUUACUGCCUGACAUUUCCUCGGUGAGAGCGUGUCGAUGCGUGCACCCCUCUUCUGAAUGCGUGUGAAUGAUGAGCUGAGUGGUGUUAGCAGAGGCCUGAAUGUGUUCGGUUUUUCUGUUUUUACCUCACCUGUUGGAGGCUUUUGCCGAACCUCUUUGCUUUGGUCUUGUGCUGACGUUGUAUUUCGCUAGAACUUCUUUACCUUCUCAUGUCAUAAAAUGGCAUAUAUAUAUAUAUAUAUAUAUAUAUAUAUAUAUAUAUAUAUAUAUAUAUAUAUAUAUAUAUAUAUAUACAUACAGACUGGUCACUGUAUUACAAACCCGUAGCAAAAAAUAAGUGCCCAGACCAACUGAAUAGACACACACACCCUCUAACACAUACACAAAUAUACAUACACCAGACUGACCUUCGCAUUCCACAGACACACAAAUAUAAACACACAUCUUUUAUUUAUAUUAGAAAUAUUGGACACCUAAAUCUCUAUGUACGGAUCUGAGCUGACAAUAAAAAAUGACGCAAAAAAAGACAGAUGGACAACACAAACAAAAAGAAAAUACUGAAAAAUUGAUCAACAUUUUUACAACAGACUCUCAGCGCAUAGGAGUGACUGCUACACCAAUCAAACCCACCAACAAUAGAGGUUCAUAAGGGAGUCAGGAGAGAGACCAAACAGGCCAAAUUCUCUCUUUUCUAACCACUCCCCCCAUCCUCUUCCUCCAAAAGGCACUCUUUCUUAGGAGGCGAAGCAAAGCGGCGUGUGCAUCCAGACACCCUGGAACCACAGGAUUCAUGCUUAUAUCUGUUUUAAUAUGAUGAUUGUUCUUAUAACAAGUUUUUAAACUUUAAAUGGGUCUGGAAUACGCCUAUUGUUAUAAAAAAAAAAAACGAGAGAGAUUUAUUGUUAUUUAGUGGAGCCAUCCUUCUCAUGGUCCUUCCUGUUAUCCAUGUGAGUUUCUGGGUUACAGCUUUUCUGUUUCUUUGGCAAAGGUGAGCAGGAUUUCAGUCUUUAUUUUGGUUUUGUUUGGUUGCAUUACUGUUUCAAAACCUUACAUUCUGCUCCCCUCUACCACAUAAUCAGCUUGUAAAAUGAUGAAAUGCCACUAUAUGCAAUGACUAUCAGUGAAACCACUUGACAAGCCUGUACUGUCCCACAUGGAACUGUUGCACCGGGCGUGUUCAAAUGAAGUCGGCCACUCUCAACCCUCGUUCUCUCAUCUGUCACAUGCAGUUGCUCAAUCAAUGAAAAAAGGGCUUUUUCAUCCCCUCUCACGAGUUAGCCAGUGCGCCUCCUUCACUUGUUCUUCAAUAUUAAUUUCUGAGUGUUGUGAAAGAUAUCGCUGACUGCAGUCUUCAUCACCCUUCUCCCCUAGCCCACCUCCCACUUCAUCCAUGUGUUUUCCUACAGAGAGAAAGCAUGUGAUCCAUCCGUCGGACAUAACCUGGGCAACCAUUACAUUGAACAGAAAGCUAGAGGCUGUUGUCCGGUACGUUAUUGCUGCUGAUAACAGUAAGGACAAUGAAAACAUAUGUUCAUCCUAAAUAUGGUUUGAGAUGUAAAGAAAAAGAAUUCCAACUUCUAAAGAAUCUCUGUCUUCCAAAUAAUGUUUAACAUGAAAAAAGUUAUUUAUGCCCAAUGCUUUCUACACAUCCUGUCAUGGUCCAUGUGUCUGUCUGUCUGGCUGCUAUCAUUAUUUUGCCACAUGGUCUUAGUUUAAUAUUGUCAGAAGCAUCUUUGUCUUCUAAUACUGUCACAACAGCUUUGACUCUGUUGGACAGUACGCUCUUACCAGAAAGGGUUGUUUGAACAACGCCAUAAAGAAGCCAUUUGAGCGACUUUUAAGUGAUUGCAUAAUGAAAAGGUUCCAAAGCAAUUUAAAGGCGAAUUCUGUCCAUUUUUCUACAUUUGUGCAUAAUUCAGUAAUUAAGAUGUAAAUUAGUUAUUCAGUAUGGUUUGGUGUGAAAUGCUCUGUUCUAGAGAAACUUAGUGAGACAGAAAUGUUCACAGCGGUGGUGACAGGAACCAGACAUCGAAAGCAUUUAAUGCAUCUUAAAGCUAUCUGAAGUAUACAUGAAAUAGUUAUAGAUAUGCUGCCUGAUGUUUGAGACACUGUGAGAGUACGUUUACAUUUACAUAAUCUGAUAACUGCAGAAAAUCUGAUUUUCUCAGUAGUCAGAUCAACACAUUUACAUGCACCUGAGUAAUUAGCUAACAUGAAACCCCAGGUCUACAUGGGUCAGGCUGUAAUCAGAUUUCUAUUUUGCAACCAGCCAGUAAACUCACAUAACUAAUGUAAAACUCAAACUUCAUGCUGGAACUUUCUUUUAAAAACAUUGUGCCACUUUAUCUGAAAAUAUGAACAUACAUCAUCUAGAAGAUGAAGAAAAAUUCAAUCCUUCAUUUGGCCAAGCAUGAAGUUGCUUUCAGUGAUGCUCCAAAAGUGAUUUGUUGAUGUCUCGUCGGUGCUGUGUUAAACACUGCUUGAUUAUUUCCAGUACCGCUAUCUGCAGACUGAGAAUUCCGAAAGAAAUCAGAGUGAGAGUUCACACUUAGAAAUCUGAUGACUGAGCUAAAAUCCAGCCUCUUUAUCAGAUUUCUAGACCUUACUUUGAUCUAAGUAUGCUGUUUACAUGAUCAUUUGAAUAAUCAGAUACCUGCAGGAAUCUGAUUAUGAUAGGAUCAUUUAUCACUGUUUUAUGGUAGUUUUGCCCUAAAAUCUAUUUUGUAAAAUGCAUUCAUAGCAGAGAGACACAUGCGGCCAGUUUAGGGCAAAACAGUCGCCAAAGAAAACGUUUUUACCACUAUUUUACCAACAUUAAAUUUAACAACUCUGGUGUUUUUGGAAAGUAAAUAAAAUGUCUACAUUUGUGCUGUACACAUGGCAACCCCUGGUUCCCAUCACCACCACUGUAAAGAAAUCUGAAUCUCUACACUGAACCAUUCCACAUCAAAGCGCUCUGAAUGGCUGUUUACAUCUCAACCACUGAAUUAUACAGACUGUGGGAAUUCCCUUAUACAGAUCAGGUUCUUUAAAUCUGAAUAAGGUCCAAAACGCUCAUAACGACAAAAAUUGUUCUACAUUGAACAUUUUUAAGGGAAGAAAAACUGGUUCUUCGAUGGCACCUUCAUUUUAAGGGUUGCAGAUCUUCCUCUUGAGAAAGAGGGAGACAGUAAAAGAAGUAAUAUACCUUGGUUAAAGUCCUUAUAAUGUUGGUCCAGCAUUAGCCUUUGAAGAGUAAAGUGAUGGUUGACUUUUGGGUUAGGCUCUCACCAGGUUUACUGCUAUAUUUUCAGGCCAUGGCAGCAUCACAGCAGUCAUUUGUUCAUCACCAUGCUGCACAAGCUGAUUUAUAUAGUCCUAGAGAAGUGCUUUGGGAAAUCUACACAUGAGGCUAUGCAUAUGCAAUAGAGAUCUGCACUGAGAAGAGCAAGGUUAAAUAUGUCCCUCAUCUCUCAGCCUGGUCUGAACAACGUGGCGACUUGAAGCAGCUCCAUUCCAUAUAGACCCCAUAAUACGAAUAUGACCACGAUAUGGGACACUGGUCAAAUGUAAACCAUUUGAUGCGGUAUUUGAGCGGGGUGUGCAGAAAGCAUCCGUUUUUUUUUUUGUUUUCUUUGAAAAAUAUAUAUAUAUAAAAAAUGGAAGAAAAUUAACUAUGAAGAGAGAUGAAAGAUUAUUAACAGACUAUAUAUAUGUAUAUGUGGUAUACAUAUACACAUUCAUAUAUACAUAUGAAUUACAAAUGUUUUAAUAUAUGAGUAAAAGUUAUUAGAAUUAUAAUAAAGAUGCAGGAAUAACUUUGA